UUUCACGCUGAAACCAGGGAUCCCUGUUAAUAUUCUCUGGGGUGUUCUUUUACAUUUCGCUCUCCACCAAAAAGAAGUAGCACCAACCUACCAGGAGACUUGGACUAACGAAAACUUCUGGAACCCUCCUCUCUCUACUACGUAAUUUUAUUUGUUUCUCCUAGGCUUGUGCCUAUAGAUUCCACUGGCAUUUCGGUUCAAAUUUGUAAACUUCUCUCCUAUUCUGCGAGAACACAGAGAGAGAGAGAGAGAGAGACAGAGACAGAGAUGGCGGAACAGGUAGAAGAACGAACUCUCCAAACAACACCAACAUGGGCUGUGGCCACUGUUUGCUUUAUUUUGAUAUUGUUAUCUAUCAUAAUUGAGCAUUUGCUUCAUCUUUUGGCUAAGUAUUUCAACAAGAGAAGGAGGAAGGCACUCAUACAGGCUCUUGACAAGAUCAAAUCAGAAUUGAUGCUUUUAGGUUUCAUGUCCUUGUUGCUAACUGUGAGCGAAAAGCCUAUAGCAAAUAUCUGCAUCCCCAAGAGUGUAGGCGAAACUUUUCUUCCCUGUGGUAGUAUGACUUCCGGUGAGAGCGAGGAAGAAGCCAAAUGUGCUGAGCAGGGAAAGCUCUCUCUGUUGUCCAGGUCGGGUGUGAGGGAACUCCAGUUCCUCAUCUUUGUGUUGGCUUCUUUCCAUUCCUUUUCAUGCAUACUCAUUUUUGGGUUAGGAAUGGCCAAGAUGAGGAGAUGGGAGAAUUGGGAGGCUGAAACAAGAACCCUUGAAUACCAAUUUUCAAAGGAUCCAAGAAGGUUCCAGCUCACCCAUCAAACAUCAUUUGGCAAGAGGCAUCUCAGAUAUUGGACUGAACACAGCCUUCUUCGAUGGCCGACAUGUUUUCUGAGGCAGUUUUAUGGAUCUGUCUCAAAAGUGGAUUAUCUCACUCUCAGACAUGGGUUCAUUACGGCACAUUUCGAACAAGGUACCAACUUUGAUUUCCAGAAAUACAUAAAAAGAGCUUUGGAAAAAGACUUUGGGGUGGUGGUGGGGAUAAGUUUCUGGAUUUGGAUACUCUCUGUUUUUUACAUAUUCUUCAAUGCGCGUAAAUUUCAUAGUUAUUUAUGGCUUCCAUUCAUACCUUUAGUGUUGUUACUGUUGGUGGGUACAAAACUGCAAGGCAUCAUAACUUCAAUGUGCUUAGAUAGCCAUGACAAAUCUCAUGUUGUUAGGGGAACUUUGCUGGUUAAGCCUAGUGAUCAUUUUUUCUGGUUUAGCAGCCCCAAAUUGCUCCUCUACCUCAUACACUUCAUACUGUUUCAGAACUCCUUUCAACUGGCAUUCUUCACCUGGACUUGGUUCAAAUUCGGUCUAAGAUCAUGCUUCCACCGAGAAACAGAGGAUAUUGUCAUAAGGCUUGCCAUGGGAGUGUUGGUACACUUCCUUUGUGGCUAUGUAAUACUUCCUCUAUAUGCUCUGGUCACACAGAUGGGCACUUCGAUGAGGAAAAGUGUUUUCCCAGAUGAUGUGGUAAUCGGUCUUAAGAGAUGGCGAGCCAGGGCCAGGAAAAACCUGAAAGCAUCCUACUCAACUGGUCCUCCAUCGCUUGAUGCUUCCCUUCGAUCCCUUGACAGUUCACCGUCAUUCAGCCUCGAUGCCUCGUUCACUGUAGACUUAGGUAGCUCCUCGGACUCUGAACAUGUUGCCAUUGAAGUGAUGAAUGAAGGGGAAGAAAAAGAAGAAGAAAAAGGCAAGGAGAAACAACCCGAGGAGAGUCAAAGAAAUGAUUCUUUUGAUGGGUUUGAUUCCAAUUUGACCAGUGCAACAUUAGUUUUAGAAAAGCAGAGCAAUUCUUGAGUUCUAGCACUUUUAUUGUAUAGAAAUGGAAAAUAUAAAGUAUUUGUUAUCCGCAGUGAUUUUGUCAUUCAUAAUUAUUUUGUUUGUUUCUAUGAUAGUGAAAUUUUCUACACUGUUAUAAAAUAAAAUCAUCAUUUUAUCUUUUUCUAUUC
Hevea brasiliensis (rubber tree) is the source of this 1985-nucleotide messenger RNA. RefSeq names its product MLO-like protein 6. Bases 268 to 1833 code for a protein of 521 amino acids. Lineage: Eukaryota; Viridiplantae; Streptophyta; Magnoliopsida; Malpighiales; Euphorbiaceae. The record is from RefSeq and is a predicted model, not a curated record. The transcript has 14 exons. Gene Ontology annotation, cellular component: membrane. Gene Ontology annotation, biological process: defense response.